Mauremys reevesii (Reeves's turtle) is the source of this 948-nucleotide messenger RNA. Its product is annotated as olfactory receptor 51G2-like. Gene Ontology annotation, molecular function: G protein-coupled receptor activity; olfactory receptor activity. The transcript has a single exon. Gene Ontology annotation, cellular component: membrane. Bases 1 to 948 code for a protein of 315 amino acids. NCBI's taxonomy places the organism in Eukaryota, Metazoa, Chordata, Testudines, Geoemydidae. Gene Ontology annotation, biological process: G protein-coupled receptor signaling pathway. The record is from RefSeq and is a predicted model, not a curated record.
AUGUCAGCAGCAGAUGGUACCAACCUCAGCAGCACCUCAGUGUUCCUCCUAACAGGCAUACCGGGACUGGAGCAUGUACACCACUGGUUUGCUGCUCCUUUAUCUUUCAUGUACGCUCUUGCAAUUUUGGGAAACGGCACCAUCCUGUUUGUUAUAAAAGCGGAGCGAUGGCUCCACCAGCCCAUGUAUUAUUUCCUUUCUAUGCUGGCCUCCACGGACCUGGGUCUGACUCUAUCCACGCUGCCGACGGUGCUGCGUGUGCUUUGGUUCAACUCCCGAGAAAUCAGCUUCAGCGCCUGCCUCCUCCAGAUGAUCUGCAUCCACUCAUUUUCCUUCAUGGAGUCCUCGGUGCUUCUGGCCAUGGCGUUUGACCGCUACGUGGCCAUUUGCAACCCUCUGAGAUACACCUCCAUCCUGACCAGCCCCAGGAUUGCUAAAAUAGGACUGAUGAUUGUCUGUAGAUGUACGUUGGUGCUGGUCCCAUUAAUCUGUUUUCUUACACUUCUGCCAUUCUGCAGGUCUCGUGUGCUCUCCUAUUCCUACUGCUUGCAUCAGGAUGUAAUACGACUGGCAUGCUCAGAUACCACCUUCAAUAGUAUCUAUGGCUUAACUCUAAUCCUGCUCAUAGUGGUACUAGACCCAUUGCUGAUUAUCCUGUCUUAUGUUAUGAUCAUUCAGAUGGUCUUAAGCAUCACGUCCAAGGAAGAGCGCAUCAAGGUCCUGAACACCUGCGUCUCCCAUAUCUGCGCCGUCCUGAUCUUCUACAUCCCCAUGGUUGGCUUGUCGAUCAUUCGCAGGUUUGGGGAAAAUGCCGCCCCCAUCAUUCACGUUCUCAUGGCCAACAUCUACCUUUUUGUGCCCCCGGUGCUCAACCCUGUCAUCUACAGCAUGAAAACCAAACAGAUUAAGGAUGGGAUCCAAAGGAUCUUGUGUCAAAAAAAGGCCUGA